Messenger RNA from Rhinolophus ferrumequinum (greater horseshoe bat), 1952 nucleotides. RefSeq names its product WW domain binding protein 2 (gene WBP2). Bases 89 to 874 code for a protein of 261 amino acids. The record is from RefSeq and is a predicted model, not a curated record. Gene Ontology annotation, cellular component: nucleus. The transcript has 8 exons. Gene Ontology annotation, molecular function: chromatin DNA binding; transcription coactivator activity. Gene Ontology annotation, biological process: positive regulation of DNA-templated transcription. NCBI's taxonomy places the organism in Eukaryota, Metazoa, Chordata, Mammalia, Chiroptera, Rhinolophidae.
UCUAAUACUAACGACGCCACUAGGGGCGGGCCGAAGAGGGGCGCAAGCGUACUGCGUUACGAGUCUCGGGACCCUUUUCGGAGAGACUAUGGCGCUCAACAAGAAUCACUCGGAGGGCGGCGGAGUGAUCGUUAACAACACCGAGAGCAUCCUAAUGUCCUAUGACCAUGUGGAACUCACUUUCAAUGACAUGAAGAACGUGCCAGAGGCCUUCAAAGGGACCAAGAAAGGCACCAUCUACCUUACCCCUUACCGGGUCAUCUUUGUGUCCAAGGGGAAAGACGCUAUGCAGUCCUUCAUGAUGCCGUUUUAUCUGAUGAAGGACUGUGAGAUCAAGCAACCUGUAUUCGGUGCAAACUACAUCAAGGGAACAGUGAAGGCAGAGGCAGGAGGUGGCUGGGAAGGAGCUGCGUCCUACAAGUUGACCUUUAUGGCAGGGGGUGCCAUCGAGUUUGGACAACGGAUGCUACAGAUGGCAUCUCAAGCCUCCCGAGGCGAAGCCCCCACUGGAGCCUAUGGGUACUCCUACCUGCCCAGCGGGGCCUAUGUCUAUCCCCCGCCAGUCGCCAAUGGAAUGUACCCCUGCCCUCCUGGCUACCCCUAUCCACCACCCCCACCUGAAUUCUAUCCAGGACCUCCCAUGAUGGACGGGGCCAUAGGAUUUGUGCAGCCCCCACCACCGCCCUACCCUGGGCCCAUGGAACCGCCAGUCAGUGGCCCUGAUGUCCCCUCCACUCCUGCAGCUGAAGCCAAGGCCGCAGAAGCAGCUGCCAGCGCCUAUUACAACCCGGGCAACCCACACAACGUGUACAUGCCCACGAACCAGCCUCCGCCACCUCCCUACUACCCGCCGGAAGAUAAGAAGACCCAGUAGACCCCUCACCCCUGCCUCCUACCUUCAUCGCUGUUUCCUUCCCCUCCCCUUGGGGCCAAGUCUGGGGUGGGGGGUAAUAGGGGAGCCUGUCCUUCCUCCAGGUCUGAUUAUAAAACACUUAACAGGAACUGGCGUUGACGGAAGGGAGGGGCCCCUUGACUCAAGCUGCGCCUCCAGCUUCCCACACUGCUCAUGUGCCCACACGCACUCAGCACACUUCCCUCGUACCAUCUCUGGGGCUCUCAGGAGCGUGGGGUGUCCCCCUCAUUCCUGUCUUGCUCUCGUAGUUUCUUUCCCCAGGGGACUCUCUAGCCACCUUCGCCACCACAGUCCAGCUCCCUCGUUUUGGUAGCCCCUUUACCCUCAGCCUCCGGUCUUCCCGAGGGCCCUGCCAAGCCCUACUUACAUUCCCGUCACUCUGGUCUGUGCCUAGCCGUGGAAGCCACCUUCCGCCGGACUGUCAGCCCACAUUCCGUUCCCAGCCAGCCGCCAGCCCGUCACACUUGCCUUCCCUUUCCUGCUCUGUCCUGGGUCAUUCUGUUGCCACUGCUGUGCAACUUCUGGAGCUUGAACAUGAACUUCCAAGGGUUGGGUGGCAUUAGGCCAGGCUGCUGCAGCUCAGGGAGGGAGCCCUCUGCUUCCCUGCUAGAGUUUCUGGAAUUUUUUCCCCUUGGCCUCCUCUCUUUUCCCUCUGGAAGGAGCUUCUGGAACUGAAGAAUGCAUGUCUGUCCCAUGCUGCCAUCUGGAGGCUGCUGGGCAGGCUGGAGCAAAGGCCCUGACCCCUGGGGGCCUGGCCUGGGUGUAUGCUGACCCUCAGCCUGCCCUCUUUCCUCUAAGCUUCAUGCCUGGUUGGUGAUAUGCCCCCUGGAUGCACUAAAGUUUGCUCUCAUUUGCUCCUGGACUGGCUGUGAAGUGAAGAGAUGUUAUUUAAAGAGAAUUCCCUAUUUAUUUGACAAAAAAAGCAAAACAAAAAACAAAAAAAAACACAACCAGUUAAUAUAUUAAUGUGAAAUAAACCCUGUUUGCACCUUGGAUUUGUUUGCUGAAAAUGUGAAGUAGUAAAAAUGAAGUAACUGGA